Molecule: messenger RNA, 1492 nt
Organism: Danio aesculapii
Lineage: Eukaryota; Metazoa; Chordata; Actinopteri; Cypriniformes; Danionidae
Gene: pgap2
Product: post-GPI attachment to proteins 2
Exons: 5
Coding region: 339-1103 (254 amino acids)
Biological process (GO): GPI anchor biosynthetic process
Cellular component (GO): endoplasmic reticulum membrane; Golgi membrane
Source: RefSeq, a predicted model, not a curated record
UUUUCUCGAAGCAUUCACGUCCUGUCGGAAAACUUAUUUAUUUUACCCAAAUUUUAACCAAAUUAAAACAUUAACGACUCUUUUAUUAAACGUAGCUUAAUUUAGAGAUCCUCUGUAGUUAAACUGGAUGACAGAAAUGUCAAGUUUCGCUAUAUUUCCCUAAGCAUGUUAACGUUAGUUCAGUGAUAACCAGCAGCCACUUUAAAUCGGCUUCAGCUUCAACUUAAGCUAAUUAUCAGACAUGUAAGGUUAGUUCAGAGACGCGGUUGGAGCCAUGGGCUGCAGGCAGUCUGUAUGUCGCUUGUGACACAUCGGGGGGUGUAAUCAGUUCUGCGAAGAUGCAACAGGUCCCUUACGGGUCUGUGGAUCGGGACAAGCCUCUGAUCCGCGUGCCGUUCACCAGGCUGGCGGUGAUCACGGUGUGUUUGCCUCUGAUUGGCCUCGUCGCCUGUAUCGUGCUGGCGAUGCUCUACCACUACAAUGAUGCCACAUACACACACUGUCAGGUUCCUAACUACCUCCCGUCCAUCAGUGCAGCCAUCAGUCUGACUCCAGAGCGCUACAUCUGGCGCUGCAGCAUCGGUCUGCAUUCUGCCCCGCGAUUCCUGGUAGCCGCUGCGUAUUUGAGCUUUUACCGCGGACGCUUCUCCAGGAGGCUGACAGAGCAGCUGCUGAGCGGCUUCACUUUCCUCUUAGCUGUGAGUGAAAAUGUUGGCCUGCUUCUGCUCACCUACGUCUCCUCCACUGAGACAUACAGUGUCCAUAAGAGCGGCUUCAUCCUGUUUAUUGGCAGCUCUCUGUUCCACAUGUUAUGCACCUGCAAAUUGUGGUCGCUGAUUGUCAAGUAUUCGCUCAGUUCAGAGGAGAUGAUGUCGUACUGGUUUAAGCUCCGCCUUUUCCUGUUCAACGGCGGCUGCUGUGUGUUGGCGGUCUACUUCUACAGGCGGCACAACACGUACUGUGAAGAAGGAAUUUACACAUGCUUCGCGGCGUGUGAGUAUCUGGUGGUGCUGUCCAACAUGGCCUUCCACAUGACUGCCUACUGGGACUUUGGAGGUAAGGAGGUGAUGGUUGCAACACCUCCAGAGGGAAAGCGCUUCUGACACAGGAAGUGAACACUUGCAUCAUCUCCUUGAAACUUGAGACUCGUGGCGCUCAGGCUGAUUUAGACUCGAGACUGACUGCAUUAAAGCACCGAUGACUGUUUACAUCCUCACAUAGCGGUGUUUUUAAACUCGGCUGCUUUAAAUAUUUAAUAUAAGGUCAUCGUCAGUGGUGUGUGUGUGCUACAUUUUAAAUGAUCAUGUCUCCAGGAACUAGUUUAAUAUACUUUUAGUUUAAUAGCUUUUAACUUCUGCAAGGGAAAGUUCACCAAAAAGUGUCAACAUUUGAGUUUCUUUUUACUGUUGAAGAUAUUUGAAGAUUGUUGAAUAUUGACUUUCAUGUUUUUUUUUUCACUAUGUCUAUCAACAGAUAUCACUCUCCAACAUUC